CUCGAGAUCAGUUGUUCCCGAGAACCUCUAGCGUAAGGAACCCCCUUCCGCGUGCUCUCCAUCCGUCCCUGUGACUGACUCGAAUCCUAUCAGCAUUAAAAGGGGUGAUCUAAUUUACGACCAGGCGGUUUUGUAGUGAGUGAUCGUUUCCACGUGUCGAGUGAGUGAAAUCAUUGGCCAAAAAAUAAUAAUAAAUCAUGCAAAUACACAACUGGAAAACAAUACAGGCCUACAACAACAGUCUCAGAACCCACCAACGCUAGCUGUUAAAACAAACACACAAAUUAUCCACACAUCGAUCAAACCGGGUCCUUGCUGAGACACAGAAAUCCAAACCGCUGAUUACCUAAGACAACAAGCCUACAUCUGCCCUCCCCUAAAUAUAUAUACAACCAGACAAGAAGAAGAAGAAAAAAAAAAAGCUGUGAUGGUCGGACCUACAAGAAGAAUGCCACCUGAGAACAUAUGGCAGGGGGGUGGAAGGUAUGCCACCUCGGGCCGCCCUUUGCUCGCACCCCAUAGGUUCCUGGUGCCAGCCCUGCUCCUCGCCCUUGUUCUCCUCACACCCACAGUGGGCGGCAUCAAAUGUUACGAGUGUGUGCACAACAACCAGAGAAUGAAGAGGCACAAUCGCUACGUCUAUCCCUGUUCAGAGUUUGAUGGCUCAGACAGAUACAUCAUGAACUGCCCAGACUCAAAGCUUUGUAUUUACCAGCGGAUAACUUUGCCAUUAUCGAACGCAGAUAACAUAAUUGUAAGAACAAUGGAUGGCUGCACCCCAAACACCACAGACAACGCUCGCUAUGCCGAGGCGGGUCUGGUCAAAGAAGGUUGUAUCCAGCACAAGAGUUUGUACAAGCCCCCCUCAUCAGAGUACUGUUACUGUAGUCACAACCUCUGUAAUGGGGCAACAAUCAACUUGUCUUCUACAGUCGUCCUAGCACUCCUUUUAGCAACAGCACUUCUUAACAAUUACCAAUGGUCAAGCUCUUCCUGAUAUUUCCAAACCCGUAGAUAAUAUAAAAUACUAUCUAAGCUGAGAUCUCCUUUCCAAAAUUUUCUACUACUUGCACCCAAUAUGUGAAGUGCAAAUCUUCUACUUUGAGUAAAUACAGGAUGUUGCUAGUUUAUGCUUAUUUACAGGUUUACAUGGUAAUGCUGUGAAACUUCCUUGGUAAGUCUUUAGGUAGGUGUCAGAUUUUGGGACUAACCGAUUUCAAACGCACUUUGGGAACUGUAAAUACUUGUCUACAAAUCCAAUAAUGUUAAUUUUUAUACCAUGUAAAAAAAAUCCUUAUACAAAUUUAUAGAAUAAUUUUAUAUGAACCAUACCUUCAUAGCUUGGUAAAACUUGGGAGCAGCUGACCCCACAGUUUUUUUUUCCACAAGAUGUAAUAGACUAGUCAAUGUGCAUGGCUGUGCUUUCUUGUGACUUCUUUCAUUAUGAUGUAAGUCAUUUUCAUAUAUUGUAAUAAUGAUGGCUAUGUAAUCAUUUACUUAAAUUUCAAUCAUUACUUAAAGUAACUAUAGUGAAAACCAGAGCACACCGAAGCUCUGGAUAAAGACUGUGAUAUUAUGUUAGCAUUCAUUUGACUGUUGAUAAUGAUAGAUUUCAAUGUUUAAUAUGGAAUAAAUGUUACUGAGGAAUACA
Penaeus vannamei (Pacific white shrimp) is the source of this 1651-nucleotide messenger RNA. RefSeq lists its product as uncharacterized. The record is from RefSeq and is a predicted model, not a curated record. NCBI's taxonomy places the organism in Eukaryota, Metazoa, Arthropoda, Malacostraca, Decapoda, Penaeidae.